Patiria miniata (bat star) is the source of this 2635-nucleotide messenger RNA. RefSeq names its product gamma-aminobutyric acid receptor-associated protein-like 2. The transcript is spliced from 3 exons. The record is from RefSeq and is a predicted model, not a curated record. NCBI's taxonomy places the organism in Eukaryota, Metazoa, Echinodermata, Asteroidea, Valvatida, Asterinidae. Gene Ontology annotation, cellular component: autophagosome membrane; autophagosome; cytosol. Gene Ontology annotation, biological process: autophagosome assembly; cellular response to nitrogen starvation; macroautophagy. Gene Ontology annotation, molecular function: ubiquitin protein ligase binding. The coding region runs from base 125 to 481 and encodes 118 amino acids.
UUGACAUUUUGGGAAAAAUCGGGGUCAGUAUGGAAAGCCUAAAUGAAAAAAUUGGAAACUUUUCGUCGUUCAUGUGACGCGUGACGGCCGUGACUACUGCGAGUUGUAAAAAUUAAACGACAUCAUGGAGUGGAAUUUCAAGGAACAGUAUUCGCUUGAGAGUCGGUGUGCGGAGUCGGCGAAAAUUCGAGCCAAGUAUCAAGAUCGUAUUCCCACGGUUGUCCAGAAAGUUCCCAAAUCAUCUUUACCUGACAUCGACAAGGAAAAGUUCCUUGAGCCUUCAGAUCUGACUGUGGCCCAGUUUAUGUACAUCAUACGCAAACGUAUUGCACUCCCUCCCGAGGAUGCAAUGUUCCUGUUCGUCUCAAAGGUGUUACCUGCCACAAGUGCAACUAUGGGUUCGAUCUAUGAGGAGCACAAAGAUGAAGAUGGAUUCCUAUACAUGGCAUACAGUGGAGAAAACACUUUUGCCUCAACCUGAUUAAUAAUGUUAUUACUCACUUUCCUUUCCCCGGCCCUAAAGUAUAUUGAGAUUAAAUUCAUGAUCUAUCUAAUGGAUGAAUUCAACAUCUAGUUAUUUAAUUGUGCAAAACUGUACUGUGGGGUAAAGUUACUAAACACAUAGAAUACAUACACAUGUGUAAAUAAUAAGACAGACACAAAUUGGAUGACAUAGUUGAAGUGUGUACAGAGGUUAAAAGAUGCAUACCCCGGUGGUGCUCUUCAAAAUAUCAUGGGUUUUUUCUCCAAUCAAAUUAUGAAUUUUUGUUUUGCUUUUAAUACCAAAAAACUAUUUUUUUUCUGAUGUUGGGCGUCUGCAACCCUCUGAAAAAGUCAUUUUAUCUCGGGCACUAGGGCCGAACAAUUUUUGUGCAGAAAUAAUUCAAUAUCUAAAUGUCAGUAGAUUUUUUUUCGUUCAAUGUCUCAUUCAAAAGUGAAUAACUUAUAUUUCUAGAAAAAUAGCAGUUGAAAAACAAGUGUAUUUUUCGAAACUCAAAAAUAGCAUAGGGAAUGAGCUUUAACACUAACAGCUAUUACUUUACUUUUGCUAGCUGAAGCCCAGUAACAUUCCCAAUUAUUAAAUACGGGGUGAACCAAGUUGGUAUUUAAAGUUUUAUUUUUAUACUAUGUUAAACUUUCUUGUACUUUUUAGAUGUUUAAAACAAAACUGACAGCAAUUACAUGUAAUAGCCAAAAAAUUAGACCUUUAUAGAUAGUGGUGUUACGGUGUACAUAAAAAAAAGUCUGGUUUCAUAUAAAACCAUAUUUAGUUCCAAAAUGAAUGUGUACAUUAAAAUCAUAUUUAGCUUGAAGUGUUUUUAUAUCUCAACUCAUUAAAUAAAUCAACAAAGUAGCUGGACUGAUGUUUCGGUCUGAACAAAACCUGCUCUCUUUCGGUCUUAACCAAAGAGGUACAUGGCAGUGGUACAGAAACAAACAUGUAGGGACUCACAAGCAUAUAGCUGUGGAAGAAGAAGCACAAAAAAGUGAUUAAAUGGAAUUUUACAUUAAUUUUAAAAUAAACGACAGGGAAAUUUACUGACCAGGUACAAAAAAUAUUACAUAAAUAGUUGGACACAACCUGAUGGACAGUUGGGAGAUAUAUUUUUAUAUUUUUAUAAUUAUUUUUAUUUCUUCCAUUUUUUACUUGUACACUAGGAGGUCUGAUGUGAAGGUGUAAUGCAAAGAAGCUCGUUAUUUUCAGUUUCCACUUCUUUGAGGUGAAAUUGUUAUAUACGACUCAGAGGCUGUUUUCAAACGUGUGUCAUGUUAGUAGUGUAUGAUAUGCCAUGAUAUGCCCAGCCCUGGCAAAUCCUGACACUUAGUGUACAAAUUAAAAAUGGAAGUUUUACAGUGAAUCUGCAAAUAAUUAUAUAACUUUCAUUUAUUACAUGUGUAUAUUUUGAGGUUACUUGAAACAAGAUUUUACUUAUAAGUAUGAUAAAUAUGCUAAUUGUCUCAUACAAUCAUUGUGUCAAAAGUGAAAUUGCCAACCUUGCAGUUGCAGGCUAUAUACUGUGUAGUCUUGACUCAUUUGAUAUGGCUAAAUUGAAAUUGGUUUUUGAAGUUAUAGCUCUCUAGAGCUCGCUCUAUGGAAGAUCAGUGCUGAAAAGUAUCCAUUUUUAGAGUGGUUACAAAUUUUAGGUAAAAGAAAACGGCACGAUAUCAACCAUAUGCUUUCAAAUAUUUUUUUUUAAAUUAAAAUUGACGUGACUGUCCUCAGGGAUAUGCCUUUUGUCUUUACUAUUGUCUGUAUUGGGUUUUGUAAUCUCAGGGAUGUCUCUAAUUCUUUCACAAUUCUCAGGGAUAUGCCUUCGCAAUUCUCAGGGAUAUGCCUUCACAAUUCUCAGGGAUAUGCCUUCACAAUUCUCAGGGAUAUGCCUUUUGUCUUUUCUAUUUGUCGAUCUGUACAUGUAUUGGGUUUUUGUAUUUUCAGGGAUGUCUGUAAUUCUUUCACAAUUCUUUUUCAUACAAUAGCCCAUACAUCAAUCUUGUGAGGAAAAAGGAUGUUUAACCAUCGUUAGUAAUAUCAGUGCAUAAAUUAAAUGAAGUAGAUAAAUAAUCACUGUAUUUGCCACAUUUAGACAUCUCUGAUCUGUUUGAAAAUAAAUGACUAGCAAAUGAAAUGAAACUA